CAUUCUGCAGUCGUUCAUCUGCCGUUACGGAGAGUGGACGUGUUGCCCGCCUCUCUAUCACCCGCGUAUUACAUUACGUAGUUUGCAAAAACUCGACAAGUGUUCACGUGUGGAUAUAUCACUAUAGUGUUACGUGUAAAAUGUGAUGUGAUGCAAACGUGUUUGAUUCUCUAAGUGAACUACAGUUGUUUUUGAGUUGGAAACAUUCGCGAUUCGAAGCCGGUUCGAAGGUUUCGGGGAUGACACACAAGGUCUCGAGUCAACACACAUUUAUAUUUUGAUUACUGUACACCUACGGGAAGCAACACUGCCGCAUGAAGACAUAAGAUGACUGAUGCUUGUCCCAUGCUCCUGUACACCGCUGCAAACUAAAUUUUAAUCCAAUAUCUUAUCGGAGACAAUGGGCGGCGGAGGACUCGGCGAGAGUGCAGCGCCGUUUACAAUAUCUACGAUGGCGUUACUCCGGCACGUGAACUUCUUUGCGACGCUAAGACCUAACACCUUAUUUGUGGCGCUGCUGGCUCUGCAGGUUGUCACGGCGGCGUCGGCACUGGCCAACUGCCCUGGCGGCUGCAGCUGUAACGACGACACGCUGGUCGUGGUCUGCGAGGAGAGCCGCCUCGACGUGCUGCCCAUAGUCCUCAACCCGUCCAUCCAGCGGCUGAUCAUCCGCAACAACAAGAUCAAGACCAUCGACGCGUCGAUGGUGUUCUACACGGACCUGCAACACUUAGACCUGUCCCAGAAUCACCUCGUCAGCAUACCCGACAAGAGCUUCGCUUACCAGCGCAAGUUGCAAGAGUUGCAUUUAAACCACAACAAGAUAUCGGCGGUCGCCAACACGACGUUCCAGGGGUUGGGAUCCCUAACGGUGCUCAAUCUAAAACGGAACUUCCUAGAAGAGCUUACGAGCGGCAUAUUCACUACCCUCCCAAAGUUGGAAGAGCUAAACUUGGGUCAAAACAGGAUAUCAAGAAUCGAUCCCCGAGCUUUCUCUGGUUUGUCUGCAUUGAGGAUAUUGUACUUGGACGACAACCAGCUGAGCUCCGUCCCGACGGCAUCGUUUAGCUUGUUAGGAAGUCUCGCAGAACUUCACGUCGGUCUAAAUGCAUUCUCUUUUCUACCGGACGAUGCCUUCGCUGGACUCAACAGAUUAACAGUGCUGGAUCUUAACGGAGCGGGACUCUCCAAUAUCAGCGAGAAUGCAUUCCGAGGACUUCCCGGCUUGAGAAGUCUAAAUCUAUUCGGAAACAGAUUGAUGACGGUGCCAACUCAACAGUUAUCCGGUCUCACGAGGUUGGAGGAACUGUUCAUUGGACAAAAUGACUUUCAUGCUCUCGAGAUUCACUCGUUCAAAGGACUGAAGAACUUAAAGCUCAUUGAUGUCACAGGGGCAACUCAACUCGAACGUGUCGCAAAAGGUGCUUUUGAAGACAAUUUAAAUUUAGAAACCAUAGUGUUGGUCAAUAAUAAGAAAUUAUCGGCAGUAGAGGAAGGAAGUUUUUUAAGUCUUCCCAAACUACGACACGUUCUAUUGCGAGAUAAUGCAAUUCAAACUUUAAGCGAAACUACAUUUAUAGGGAAAGAGCUCAAACAGCUGGAUUUAACAGAUAAUCCAAUUUUCUGCGACUGCCAGCUGCUGUGGCUUCGGACACUUUUAAAUGAAAAAAGUAAUUUCACGCAAAUUCAGUGCGCUAAUCCGGAUCAUUUACGUGAUAAGUAUUUAAGAGCACUGACUGCUGACGAUUUAGGCUGUGUUUUGCACGACUCUCGUCAACAGACUAUAAUCUGCAUCAUCGUGGUGGCGUGUGUCGCCGUAGUCGCGACCCUCGUGCUCAUCCUGUACAGAUACCGCAAAAGCAUGCAGGAGAAAUUAAAGGAUUACAAAUGGAACAAGGGGCGGAAGAACCUCGAAUACCACAAGCCCAUCUCGACUGAGGAGGACUGCAUCGUGCGCGGCAUCCACCCGGCGCAUUACCCGGGGCAGUACCCGGCGCAGUACCCGGGACAGCUCCCCGCGGCCUCUGCGCACGGGCCCGGGCUGCGCCCCAUCCCGGUGACGGAGCUGUAGCUAGAGCUGUACGCCUCGCCGAGCGUGUUCUUCAUGUCGGGCGCACCGGACGGGGCGCGCCGGCCGCCGCGCUCGGGGGGCACCCUGCCCGCCCU
Molecule: messenger RNA, 2166 nt
Organism: Leptidea sinapis
Lineage: Eukaryota; Metazoa; Arthropoda; Insecta; Lepidoptera; Pieridae
Gene: caps
Product: insulin-like growth factor-binding protein complex acid labile subunit
Exons: 7
Coding region: 401-2071 (556 amino acids)
Molecular function (GO): protein binding
Source: RefSeq, a predicted model, not a curated record